Messenger RNA from Naegleria gruberi, 1176 nucleotides. RefSeq lists its product as uncharacterized. The transcript has a single exon. The coding region runs from base 1 to 1176 and encodes 391 amino acids. The record is from RefSeq and is a predicted model, not a curated record. NCBI's taxonomy places the organism in Eukaryota, Heterolobosea, Eutetramitea, Acrasida, Naegleriidae.
AUGGCAUUAUUGGAAGGAGUACCCAUUGAUAAUGGUAGUGAUGAUGAUGAUAUUCAGCGAGCCUCCGAUGGUGAUGAACAAUCCAAUGAACAAGAUGAUUUAUCUGGACCGAAGGAAGUAGUGGAAAUUAGAUAUGCUUCCUAUGAUGGAGAUUAUUGGAAAUCGAGAGUGAAAUUAAUAGGAAUUGGAUUUUUAUAUUUUGUAAUAUUGAAUAGUGUUGUAUUGGUGAUUGGGUUUUGGGCUUGUCCGGAUAUUCAGAUUUUUGGAUAUGAAAUUGUGAAUGAGAUUUUCAAGUGGAUGUGGUAUAUGAUAUUGUUGGUGAUGGGAUUUUUCUACGUAUCCAAUGUUACGGAGCAAAGAUGUUUGUAUAGAGAACUUGUGGUGGUGCAACAGAAAAAUGUUCAGAAUGAAGAGUUUAGUGUUGAGGAGUUUGGACAUGUUUUUUGGAUUAAGCACUUUUUCAAAAAGUUGAUAGAAUCUAUAAGGGGAAGAUCAUUUAGAGAAUUUUCCAAAUAUUAUCUGCAAGAUAGAGAGGGUACAUGUAGUGAGUUGAUUAAUUUAUUGAGCCCUAGAUCUUUUAAACUGGUAGAAAACAGGAAGAGAUCUAAGAAGGAUAUUUUUGUGUAUUUUCCAAUUUAUUUAGUUGGAGUUAUGAGUUGUAUUGAGACAUCUACUACAUCAACAGCAUUUUCCUACUUUUUAAAUAAUGGAAUUUUCGUUAUAGCUUAUUAUAUUGGACUUCAAUUCACUUAUUUAGACAAAAUUGAAUUUUUACAAUUAUUUGGUGAUAGAAUUGCAAACUCAAAUAGGUGGAAAGAAAUUAGAAUUUUUGAAUGGAUUGGAGUCUUGAUAUCAGCUAUUGCUUUACUUGUAGUGAUUGGUCUCCAAAUAUUUACUUUCAUUACAAAAUCUGGUAUCGAUAUUUUAAUUGCUUAUGCACUUGGCUAUUUUUUCUUCUUUCUGUUUGUUUCAAUAGUUUACAUUUCUCUGUCACAUGUUAGAAAGACACAUUACCUUCACAUGCAUCAUUAUUUUUUAUUUCUGAUUAUUAUUCCACUAUUCAGAUCUACUGGCUAUUUCAAUAUUGGAACAUUAUGUUCUGGUCUAUGUCUUGGAAUAUUUAUAGAGGGUGUUAGCAGAUGGGGAAUGCAUGGAAUUUUAAUUGAACGUCGAUAG